Messenger RNA from Mercurialis annua (annual mercury), 982 nucleotides. RefSeq lists its product as uncharacterized. Gene Ontology annotation, cellular component: nuclear membrane. Bases 120 to 611 code for a protein of 163 amino acids. The transcript is spliced from 4 exons. NCBI's taxonomy places the organism in Eukaryota, Viridiplantae, Streptophyta, Magnoliopsida, Malpighiales, Euphorbiaceae. The record is from RefSeq and is a predicted model, not a curated record.
CGGUAGCGGCCUCAUUUGUUGUUGUCAAGGAGAAAAGCUCUUAAACAAAAUUUCUCAGAGACAAAACAUCGAACACUUAGCACGCUAGUUAUUUCGGAUCCAAAAUUUUGACGAAUCAAAUGGAUGAGCUCAGAUCAGCUUUCGAAGAGCACAUUGACCAAAUGUCGGAUCUCGUUCAGAAACUCUCAUCGGAACUCCGCUCCGGCUUUCAACCAGCGUAUGAGCAUUUUAUCGGAUUCUUUCACGCCAUUGACUGGACGGAGCCUUGGUUAAUGGGUUUGAUUGGGUUUUAUGUAAUGCUGCUGAUAAUUGUUAUUUUUUCAAGGAAACAUAUCAAUUUCCAGAUGUGCUUGUUCCUCCUUGCUUUGGGUGGAGUGUACUUUGCUGAGAGGCUUAAUAGAAUUCUUGGUGAGAAUUGGAAGAGCUUUGCAAGUCAAAAUUAUUUCGAUCCCCAAGGACUCUUUCUUUCAGCGCUUUGGUCUGGACCUCUUCUCGUCAUUGCAAUAAUUAUAUUGAUAAACACUCUCUUUUCCUUGUGCUAUUUGAUUGUUCGAUGGAAAAGGGCUGAACUUAGACACCGUGCAAGGCUGUCACAUAACAAACAGGAUUGAGCAAUACCCAUAUUUAUUUUAGUCUUUCUCUCUAGGACAUUCAAGGAGCUAUAUCGUGUCUCCGUGCAGUUCUUCUUGACCCCGGUUAGAUUGCAGAUAUGUCUUUUCUAUAACUCAAGAUCCCUUUUGAUGUCAUUUUUGUUCCUAAGUUUUCGGACAAUAUUAGAUGGAUUAUUUGUAAAUUAGUAUAUUUACUUGUCAUGAAAAAGUCUUUGAAGUUCUAUAGACUGCCUUCACCCAGUUAUGGCCUUUGACAAGUAUGUUUAUCCUGCUUUGUCAUAUGGAUAAUCUAUGAGCUCUAUGUAGUUAAUUCUAACUUGUUUCCUUUUUGAAGUUUCAGGAAUAUAAUUGGAUGUUUGUUUUCUAGGUAA